AUGAAGACCUUCACACUUUUCUCGGCCUUCCUGGCCACAGCCAUCGCUGCCCCAGCCACACUUGCGCCAAGCGAUAUCACACCACGCACAUUGGGCGUCCUCAAGGGCCUUGCCAAAUGUCCGGCAAACCCAGCUCAACCCGACGGGAAAUUACCAAAGGGAAGCAUAUCGACCUCAGCCCUGGUACCCAUCAGUGCGAAGAACCCCGACAAGGCAUACCCAGCUACCGAAUGGGCGACCGUCACCCCAAAAGACAAAUGUACAAUCUUCAACCUCGAGCUCGACUCCGACGCCACCCAAGGCAAAAUCUGCAACCUCGUCUUCGACUUCCCUUCUCUCGUCCAAGCACCCGGUCUCUUCGUCUUCAAGGGACCCGGACAUUUCACAUUCACCGGUUAUGCCAUCAACGCUGGUGGAGAGCCCGGUGUUACUACAUACAACAAGCAACCGGCUCCAGGUCCUAGCCCACCGAACCCUCCAGCAGUCAUAAAGCCAGGCAACAGCUAUGUUGUCAACGGUGCGCCGUGUGGAAUUCCGCCUGGUAUUGGGAAGGUCACUGUUAGUGGAGCGCUGUGUUCCGAAGACACGACUUUGACGUUCAAGCAAAGCGAUUUGAUCUGUCCAUUGGGCUUCUAUGUUGUGCUUACUGACGAUCCUAAUGCGGGAGGGUAUGCAGCUCCUCACUAG
Alternaria ventricosa is the source of this 687-nucleotide messenger RNA. RefSeq lists its product as uncharacterized. Lineage: Eukaryota; Fungi; Ascomycota; Dothideomycetes; Pleosporales; Pleosporaceae. The transcript has a single exon. The record is from RefSeq and is a predicted model, not a curated record. The coding region runs from base 1 to 687 and encodes 228 amino acids.